AUGCUCUCAACCCGACGUCUUCUGCCGAAACUCGUCGCCGCCACGUCAUCAUCGGCGGCUCCGCCCAUUUCUUCUUCUUCUGGAACACUCCAGAAGAGGGACUACUUCACGAGACACGUGCCCGAACCGAAAAUGCAGAUUCAUUUACCCAAUGCGCAAGGUUUGCGCCCUUUUUUGACACGUUUGAUAAAAACAAAAACACUAUUGCUCCUUUCAAAUCUCGAACCUUCUUUCUCGCAAAACUUUCAAAGCCUAAAUACGACAAUUUCAACGCGUAUUUCUCCAGCAAAAUGGGAACGUUUUAUCUGAAAAUUGUCUAAAACAAGAAUAGAAUUGUGCAGACGUGACGAGCGAGUCGCUAGUGCUUGCGGAGCAUCAGCAGCCGGACGAAAAGAAGCCGGUGGUGCUGGUGGUCGGGUGGGCGGGCGCCAAUCCGAAACACAUCGACAAGUACAUCAAGAUCUACAACGACGAGGGGUACGUCGUUUUUGAUUCUUGUUCUUUUUGCACUGAACUGUUCCAGGUACCGAGUGGUUUCGCUGUGCCCGCCGUGCUAUCACUACAGUAUCCCGAACUCGCGCGUCGGUUUCUACAUGUCGCCCCUCUUCAGAGCCAUCGACGCCAAACCGGGAGACUUUCGCUCGUUCGCACAGUGGUCAGUCGCUUGUGAAACAAGUUCGAAACGUUCAAAAUCGGUUUCCUGAAAAUUGCAGCCCGAUAAUAAUCCACUCGUUCUCGAUGAACGGCGUGCGCGGCCUCAUUUCGUUCUGGAAAUGGACGGAGGCGGAAGAGAAGCCGCAACUGAGAAACCGCAUCAAAGGAAUCAUCUUCGACAGGUUCGCUGCCCUUUCCUUUCAUUUUUUUGGACUGUUUGCUAGUAAGCCAGUCUUAUGGGGUUAUUCAGGCUGUGAAAAAAAAAGAUUUUUUUCCGUUUUUUUUUCGUUUUUUUACGUCAAAAAACCCAAUUCAGCGGUGUAAAAAAACGAAAAAAAAACGGAAAACAAACAUACGCUGAAUAGCCCCAUGAAAACCAUCGAGGUUUCACUUUUUGUGGUGUUCGAAUAGUCGGAGAAGCAAAUGUUUCAAAGUGUUUGUGUUCAGUGCGCCGUCGCGGCCGUACGGAAAGCAGGACGCGACGGCGAUGGUCAUCUCGACGCCUCCGAUCGAUGCGUUGGAGCGGUGGAUCAGCGAGCAGACGAGGAUCUCCGUCCUCACUUUCUUCCUCAAUCUACGAGCCACUCUGGUGAGGUUUUUUUGGGCGAAAAAGUGCUACAAAAAUUGCAAUUCUCCGGUCUUUGUCCUGGACUUUUGACCCACUUGCAAUCAUUCGAUCGGACCCAAACUUUGCAGGCUUUUUGAACUUGGAUUGAAGUAUAUUGGGACCGAGUUUCAGCCCGAUCGGAUCAUCUGGUCCCGACAUAUGUGGAUUAUAGGCCAAAGUCGGCCUUCAAACACUACAUCUCGGGAGUAAAUAAUCCGAUCGGGCUGAAUCUUGGUCCCAACGUCCAAAAAGCCGGCAUAGUUUGGAUCCGAUCGGAAUAUUGCAAGUGUGUCAAAAGUUCAGCCCUUGUUCGUGAAGAAAUGGUCAAUAUUGCAGCAAAUCCCGCUGCUCGCGAUGGUUCCGUUCCUCCGAUCGUUCAUGUCCAUCUACUAUUAUCUGCAGGAACACAUUGUCCUGCCCAGAGAUCAAUUGUAUUUGUACUCGAAAGCAGACACUAUGAUCAAGGCAAAGUACGUACAAUGUCCCUCAAUUAACUGAAAAACAAGCGAAUAAUUGCAGACACGUGGAAAAGUUCAUCGCAAAGCAGAAAGAGAAGGGAAACGCGGCGACGGCCAUCGAUUUCGGCGACUCGGAACACGUGGCACACAUCCGAACGGACCCGCAAAAGUACCGAAACGCGUGUGUCAAUUUUGUGAAGCACGUCGAAGCCACCUACAAAUGA
Molecule: messenger RNA, 1943 nt
Organism: Caenorhabditis sp. 36 PRJEB53466
Lineage: Eukaryota; Metazoa; Nematoda; Chromadorea; Rhabditida; Rhabditidae
Source: the annotation of a GenBank genome assembly